CAACAUCGGAUGCAAAAGCACACAGUCAUUCCAACACACACAAGUGGUAUUUGGUCUGUUGUGGCAACAGUUACCGAGACUGAUUGGAGCGAUCGUUCAGAAACAGCUUGGAAUCAUCGCUUGGGACGGCUGCACGGUAUCAGGCUGCUUUGGGCACAUCAGCCAAACAUUCCUUGCUCAGAUAGAGGCGUGCAAUGGGCAGCUCCCCAAGUGUUCUGAACUCGAACGCCAAUAAGGCCGUGGUUGUUGAUCAGUCCGUUGCUCAGUCACGUACCGCCGCCAAAAGGGGGACACGGGCGAGUUCCACCCUCGAAGUAGUGGGUGCUCAACCGCACGAGAUCAACAUCUCUGGACAGAAAGAUCGAGAAGAUGAUGACGCGAGCUCGCAGCACAACAGGCUUUAUAUUGACUUUGAGGAUAUGAAAGAUGAUGAAGUAUCAUUGAUAUUUGAUACCUUUGUCCAUGACAAUGGCACGUGUUACUCCUGCAUCAUGCAAGAUGGAGUGCGGUUGUACUUUGAUGAAAACAGGCCACACAUGGGGAUGAUUCCAUUUCCCGAAGAGUGGGAAAAUCAGGGGACAUUUUUCAAUGACGCAUCUCAAAAUAAAGGCCCGUCUGCCGGCAGGGGCAGUGGGCACGAGGACCUUCACAAGGCACGUGCCCACAAUGUCAGCGUCAACAUGAUGGAGGACGACCGCAUCGGAAUGUUCCAUCACCCGACCAAAGGCGAGCUGACGACAUAUCUGUUCGAGGAGAGGAGAACGAUUUGCAAGUUCUUUGAUGAGGAAAGCGGAGCCUGGCUGCAUGUCCCAGCACAGUGGGAGUGCCGUUUGGAUUUUGUUCGGAGCAAAUUGACCUUCGUCCAAGCAGCCAUCCCAGCCUGGAAGGACCAAUCAGACAUUGUGGCGAUGCUCAGACAGUGCAACUACGAUGCUGAUGAAGUUGUUUCGAACUACACCGCUCUCUAUGGUGAUGACGUAAAAAAAGCACCCCCGGCAAAUGUUACUGCCGAGCUGAAGACGCAAGGGGCCUUGGAUGACACACGCAAGCAGCUGCGGGAAACGCAAGAGCGACUGGAAGGAUCCCGACGGCAGGUCGCUGAACUUCGUCAAGAGAAACAAUGCAUGGAGGUCAAAGUUCACGGUCUGCAGAGUCAAGUGGCAUCGGCGGAGGCCCAUUGCCAGCAGGUGGAGAGCAGGCUUCAGGCCUUCCUGUCGAACAGGCCCAAAACGCCGGCAGCGACGUCCGUUAGAAAGACAACCAUCCCGUCAAGACUGCUCGUCGGGACGACACUGAAGCAGACGCAAGCAGAGGCUCGUGGGCUGUCGUUGCUCGGAGCGCAGCUCUCCGACGGUGCCCGUCGCGACUUGGGGGAGCUGGGCCGACUGAUCCAGAGCCUGGCCUUUGCGGUGCGUCGCAUGGCCGGGCUAGCGGCGGCAAGCGCCGGCUCGCUGGACGAGGCGCGAUCGCUGUACCGGCGCGAGGCUUUGCAGCGGAGGUUGCUGCACGACCAGCUCACGGAACUGCGUGGGAACAUCCGCGUCUUUUGCCGCGGCAGGCCAGGUGCGGCCGAAGGCGGCGUGCCCGGCUUGGAGUUUUCUCCGUCGGCAGGCGAGGUUCUGGUUAUUCAGAGCGAGGGCAAAACGACGUCGUUCACCUUCGAUCAGGUCUUCCCUCCAAACGCCACGCAGGAGCAAGUCUUUGCAGACACACUGCCACUCAUCACCUCCUGCGUGGACGGCUACAAUGUGUGCAUCCUCGCCUAUGGCCAGACCGGCUCCGGCAAGACCCACACGAUGAUGGGCACCUCCAACGCUCCAGGCGUCAACGUCCGGUCUGUAAAAGAGCUUCUUAAAAUCUGCAAAGAAAGGCACAAUGUCAAGUAUACUUUGAAGAUUUCCAUGCUGGAGAUUUACAAUGAGACUGUGAGGGACCUCCUCGGCAAGCCGGGCUCAGGACCCCUCGAGGUGCGUGGCCAGGCCAGGAGCGUUACCGUGCCGGGCCUGACCACGACGACCGUGACCUCGGAGGAAGAUAUUGUGCGUGCGAUGGAGACCGCCCAUAAGAACCGCACUGUGGCCUCCACCAAGAUGAACAUCCACAGCUCCCGCUCGCAUUUGCUGAUGACACUCAGCUUGGAGGGGGUCGAUGUGGUCUCCGGCUCCGCUUCCCACGGCUCUUUGAUUCUCGGUGACCUGGCCGGCUCAGAGAGGAUCUCUCGAACGGAGGCAACCGGCCAGAGACUCGUGGAGGCCGCAGCCAUUAACAAGUCCCUGACAUCACUGGGGCAGGUGUUUCUAGCCCUACGCAAUGGCUCCUUGCACGUGCCCUACCGGAACUCCAAGCUCACCCACCUCCUGCAGCCGGCCCUGGGUGGGAACGCCAAGGCGUGUGUGUUUGUCACCGUGAGCGCGGACGACGCAAACCGCGGAGAAACGCUGAGCACAUUGCAGUUUGGCUCCUCCAUCCGUCAGGUGGCACUGGGCACCGCAGCGCAACGAGUUACUCCGGCCAGGACCAAGCCCUGAGCUGGGCGCGCCCGUGGCGUGGACCGCCGCCGCCGCCGCUGCCUUCCCCCGUAUCUAGGCGUCGCCUCCAGGCAUCGUCGUUCAGACGCGGUCAAGCCACCGCUUGCGUGAAGGCGUGGUGAAACCGCAGCCGCCUCUCAUGAACCCUGCGUUGUUAUUAUUUGACUCGGCACCACUACCUGCACGCCAACAAAAGCACAUUUUAACAGCAUCACCACCACCGCCGCCGCCAUCAUCAUCAUCAUCAAGAUAAAAGAAAUGUCAUCACUGAUUUCGACAGACAAGCCUGCCAAUGCGUCGGAUUCCUCCGGUGUAAUUAAAUAUUCUAAGCUGAUUAAGGGAAUCACGAUGUAUACAAUAGGCUGAUAUGAACCAACGUAUAAAUGUGUUUAUGGAAAAUUGUAUAGUGCUUGCAAGCAAUAUCCGGUAUAGUACUCGAUUAAGAUUGAGAGCCACAUUUGGAGUUUAUUAGUGGGACAUCCCAACACUCGUAGCUCUGUGUGUGCAGCCGGUGCCGCUAUUGUAUUUUAUACCUUUCCAGACCUCUUGAAGAAUGCCCACAGCAGCUGUCUACCCAGCAGUAUGAAUGAGUAGCCCACCGUCGAUUGGCAGGUCGUGUGUGGGUGCUCCCGCCACUUCCAAGACACCUGGAAGGCCAAGUUACCCUCGAGGGGAGGCCCUUCUGCCACCAGUGGCAUACGCAAGGCAUUUCAGGGCUGCAUCUUUGUACUCUUCGUAAUAUGCUGCACGUUUCAGUGUGCCAAACACACAGUUAUUACUCUUUGGUUCUUUCGGCAAAGUUACGUAGAAAGAAAAUUUAUUA
This is a messenger RNA of Lethenteron reissneri (Far Eastern brook lamprey), 3351 nucleotides long. RefSeq names its product kinesin-like protein KIFC3. Gene Ontology annotation, molecular function: microtubule motor activity; ATP binding; microtubule binding. NCBI's taxonomy places the organism in Eukaryota, Metazoa, Chordata, Hyperoartia, Petromyzontiformes, Petromyzontidae. Gene Ontology annotation, biological process: microtubule-based movement. The record is from RefSeq and is a predicted model, not a curated record. Gene Ontology annotation, cellular component: microtubule cytoskeleton.